AUGCUGACUUCUUUGGAUCUCUCUUAUAAUAAUUUAUCAGGUAACAUUCCUAGUAGCAUUGGUGGUUGCACUAGCCUUGUAUUCUUAUCUCUCAAAGGCAACCUUUUUCAAGGCAGGGUACCAUCGUCAUUGAGUUCCAUGAGAGGCGUUUCGGGAAAAAUUCCUCAAUUCUCAGAACGGUUCUCAUUUGAAUAUGUAGACCUAUCCUUUAAUGAUUUUGAUGGUGAAGUACCGGUGCUAGGAGUGUUUGCCAAUGCAAGUGCAUUCUCUGUUUUGGGAAAUAGGAGGCUUUGUGGUGGCUUGCCUGAACUUGGGUUGCCCAAAUGCAAGGAGACACAUGAUAAACAUAAAAAAAGGUUUCCUUUGUUCGCCGUACUCAUUCUAACUGCAUCCACACAUUUCACCAUAUUAUGUUUUGCAUAUGUUUGGUGUAAGAAAAGGAAGAGUCAACCAUCUCAAUCAUCGAGGGACGAACGGUUCAUGAAAGUAUCAUAUGGUCAACUUCUAAAGGCUACCAAUGGCUUCUCCCAAGCCAAUUUGAUUGGCGAGGGUGGGUUCGGCUCUGUUUAUAAAGGAGUCCUUAAUGAUCAUGAUGAUAGAUGUGUUGUUGUCAAAGUUAUACAUCUUCAAAAGCGGGGUGCUCACAAAAGCUUUAUAGCGGAGUGUGAAGCAUUAAGGAGUAUUCGACACCGGAAUCUGUUGAAGAUAAUAACUUCAUGUUCAAGUGUUGACUACCAUGGAAAUGACUUCAAAGCUCUGGUAUACGAGUUCAUGCCCAAUGGGAGUUUACAUGAUUGGUUGCAUUCAAGUGCAAAUACAUCCAGACUGAAUCUUUUCCAGAGAAUAAAUAUUCUCAUUGAUGUCGCAUCUGCACUUGAUUAUCUUCACAAUCACUGCCAGCCAUCCAUCCUUCACUGUGACCUGAAGCCUAGCAACAUUCUACUUGAUGAUGAUAUGGUGGCCCAUGUUGGAGACUUUGGUUUAGCUCGAUUCCUUGGAACAAAUUCAAACCAAAACAGCACAAGUGGCAUUAGAGGAACAAUUGGAUAUGCACCUCCAAAGUAUGGUGUUGGGAGUGAGAUGACAAGUAGUGGGGAUGUCUACGGUUUUGGAAUACUAUUGUUGGAGGUGAUGACAGGGAAGAGGCCAACAGACAACAUCUUUAACGAAGGCCUUACCCUUCAUAAAUUUGCAUACAUGGCCUUGCCAAACCAUGUAACCGAUGUUAUUGAUGAUGAUCUUCUGAAAUUUCUUCAAGAGGAUGCUAUUCCUAUUAUAGCAGAUGUAAAGAAAAUAGAGGAAUGCCUGGCUUCAACUGUCAAACUUGGAGUAUCAUGCUCUGUGGAUUCCCCAACGCAACGGAUGAAUAUCGGAAAUGUUGUCCAUGAGUUGGGAUACACUUCAAAAUAG
Messenger RNA from Lactuca virosa, 1410 nucleotides. The record is from the annotation of a GenBank genome assembly. NCBI's taxonomy places the organism in Eukaryota, Viridiplantae, Streptophyta, Magnoliopsida, Asterales, Asteraceae.